Molecule: messenger RNA, 8457 nt
Organism: Lingula anatina
Lineage: Eukaryota; Metazoa; Brachiopoda; Lingulata; Lingulida; Lingulidae
Product: tensin-3
Biological process (GO): dephosphorylation
Cellular component (GO): focal adhesion
Molecular function (GO): protein binding
Source: RefSeq, a predicted model, not a curated record
CAACACAUUGAUGAGCAACAGAGAACAGCUGACCUGAGGGAGAGUCCAAAGCGCCUUUCUUUAAAAGUAUACCUUGUAAAUUUAACAUGGACAGUAGAGAGAGUGGCGGAAUUAACUUAAUUCUGACUUACAGCCGUGUGGUGUCGGUGUCAUGCAUGCCGCAAGCUUAGUGAGUGAGUGAGGAUACUUAAGCUGUGGUUUAACACAGUGUACACACUCUGGGUGUACACACACACAUUCUCCACACGUGCUGUUUGUUUAGUGUGGCGGGCUAAGACUGAGCAGGAAGGGGGAGUGGACACAGGGCAUUGGGGCAGUCACAUGGCCAGCGUUGACCUGGUGAGACUCGGCUUGACCACUAUAGGCCAGUUUCUGUGUUGACCACCGAUUUGACCACAGAGUGACAACAGAGUUGACUGGAACGCUUGCCUGGGGCAGUUUGUAGUAUUUCUAGUGGUGACACACACCGCAUGGAGUUAUUGUAGUUUUGGACUGGAGUAAAGGAAGUUAGGGAGCGAGAGAACAUUACAUGGGUUAUGGACUGGAUAUGCAGUUUGUUUUGAGAAUUUAUAACACAAUUUAAGGGAGGGUGGUGAGUAUUUAAAACACUCUGGAAUAUAGUUUCUAUUAAAAAUGAAGUGACUGUGGCGAUUUCAUACUUUGCAAGGAUAAUAUGCUAUCUGACAUUGAGAGGGAAUGUGAUGCUCUUUAAUUCACCAGGGAUUAUCCAUGAAGUAAGAGGUGCAGUGAUUUUGUUCUUAGAAACAGGAUGAGGGAUAUGUUGCAUUGAGAGCGAAAGGAAUGCUAGUAUUUUAUAUCUCUUGGAUGGGAAAGAACCUAUAAUAUCAAAAGAGAAAGAAGAACUGUGAUUUCAUAUUCUUAUCUGAGGAAUGGAUAUCUUCUCUGUUCAUACAAAUGGAAAGGACCAACAUCUUAGGGGUGAAACCCAUGGGUUAUAUUAGCUAGGGGGCUGUCUCAACAACGGAAUAAUGAACGAUGAAGUGCGUCAACUGCUGUUCUGCCCGGCCACGAGGAAAGUAUGGAUAUUACUACACGUACGGACGCCCGAUUUGUAGGGAAAUAUCCUGGCCUCUUGGUGUCUAUCCGCCUGACUACGACCUUCAGCUUGCCCGGCGUCACAGUUUCAAGUCUAAACAGUUGAAGAAACCCAAAACUUGUGAAGUUUGCCGCCAUUUUAUUUGGACUCAAGGAAGUGUAUGUAAAGUUUGUAAAUAUGUGUGCCACUUCCAGUGUGAAUCCCAGGUGGUGACUGCAUGUAAUCCUCCCAGCAGCAGUAUAGAACUGCAGAGCCAUGAUACUUUAAAGAGGCAGCAGCAGCAACAGCAUCCACAUCAUCAGCAGCAGCACGUACAUUAUUCUCAGCCAGUGGCAAGCACAGCAGGCGUAGAGCCCAAGUCACACUACACCAUGUCUAACCGAAGACGCGGAGAGCAGUUUGACAUGGAUCUGACGUAUAUAACAGAGAGGAUCAUUGCCAUGACCUUUACCUCGGAGAGCAAUGAGGCUACAUACAGGAAUAACGUGAGAGAAGGCACUCGCAUGUUGAAAACUAAACAUGGAGAAAAUUAUAUGAUCAUUAAUCUGUCCGACAAGAGACGGGAUCUGUCAAAGGAAAAUAAUCAGGUGCUAGACUAUGGUUGGCCAGACACCCUGGCUCCUCCAUUGGAGCGGCUCUGCAGUAUCUGCAAGUCCAUAGACUCCUGGCUUUCCUCCGACCUGCGCAAUGUCGUGGUCCUCCAUUGCAAGGGUGGGGAAAACCGCACAGCAGUCGUGGUGGCUGCAUACAUGCAUUACAGCAAUAUUUGUGCCAGUGCUGACCAGGCAUUAGACAGAUAUGCUAUGAAAAAGUUCUGUGAUGACAAAACUUUACACCCAUCACAACAGAGAUAUGUGGAGUACUUUGCUGGGCUUCUCUCUGGUGCAAUAAAGAUAAACAGUAGCCCCCUGUACCUCCACCACAUGGUCAUCCAUGGGAUUCCCAACUUUGACUCCAGAGGGGGCUGUCGAGCCUUCGUCAAGGUGUACCAAGGGAUGACACCCAUUUUCACUUCAGGAACAUAUGCUGCCAGUGACAGCAUGCACAGGUUGUGCAUGUCCUUUGACCAAGCCAUCCCUCUGCGCGGAGAUAUACUCAUCAAAUGUUACCAUAAGCAGCCCGGAGACAGCAGACGAGAAACCAUCUUCCGCGUGCAGUUCCACACUUGCGCCAUCUCCGACUAUGGACUUGUGUACAGCAAGGGAGAGCUGGAUGAUGCCAAUCACAAUAUUAAAUUCCCUGAUUCAGGUCAGGUGGAAUUCAUCUUCUCCCCAGGACCAGAGCGGAUAAGGGCCAAUGCAGUACUUUUCACAGAAACUAGAGCCCCUGUAGAUGAAACAGGAAACCCCAUUGUUAGAUGGGAUUCUUACGAAAACUUUAACAACAAAAUGCAGGAUGGUAAUUUAGCAGUUGGCCUUUUUAAGCUUAAAGAAAUGAUAGAUCUAAAAGACCAUGACGAGAAUGCACGUCCUGCAUCUAUUCGCGUGUCGCAUGUGUUCCACGAGGUAGGGCCAGUGGAUGGUAGCCUCUACGCGCAGGUGCAGAAAAAGGGCAUGACCAAUGGAACACCAGCCCCAGUGCAGAAUGGUCCACAUCAUCUUAGUAUGGACUCAGGAUUCCACUCAAAUCCAGGGCAUAACUAUAGCAACAACAUGGUAGUGGCCCAACACACCAACCAGCAGUAUACACAGCAGUCCCACCAGACCACCACUAAUAACAACAACAACAUUGACGAACAGAAACAACUGGAUGAUAUCUUGAGUGAGCUACUGGGAGAGAGUGCCUUGCUGCCCAGUGCACCACAAGUCACCACCACACGGGACGGAAACAACUGGACCACCAGUGAAAGGUCAGUCUCGCAGAGCGAAGAUGGGCGAUCCAAGAGCAUCAUGGAGACUUCAAAGACUUUUUCAAAUCCUGAUCCUUAUACUAGAAGUGAGACCACCACUGUGAAGAAAAUGUCUUACACAACUUACGACCCAUCUGUAGAACAUGCUGUUGUAGAGGACCAUAGAGGGCGAUCUUCUUCCUACACUUAUCGACCAAUCUCACCACAGCAGAGUUCUAUGGUAGAGAGCCGGGUGCGCAGCCCCUCGCCAGUGCGUAGCCCCACGCCUACCAAGACAUUUGAAAGUCAGACUUAUCGUACCUAUGAUACUCGCUCCACAUCUAGUAGUGAGGAACCAAUGUCAUGGCUGCAGCAGCAGCAGGCCAAACUCAAAGCGCGACGCGAGGGUCGUGAUCUUCUUGACCUAGAGAGAAGGACAGUGCAGGAGAAACAGCUGGUUGCCGAGUUGAAAAAUGCACAGAAUAGGUACCAGGUCCGUAGGCGUCAGAGUGAAUCAGAUGAACAAGCAGUCAUUGAAAGCUACAGGAAAGCAGAAAAGAGGGAAAAUGUUUUUCAGAAUGGUCCUGUCUCUCCGCAGCCUGUUAGCCCCAAGUCUGAGCCAUGGGUUUAUCGCCCACCUGAGAGGUACAGACCACCAUCUGCUCCACCUGAGCCAUACAGACGACAGAUGUCACCAGAGUCAACCUAUAAGGCUGAGAAGAGUGUGUUUGUUCAGUCUACCAACCCAGUCUCCUACACAGUUACCAUCACUCCUGGAAAGCAGAAACCUCCGCCAAUUGGCACCAUAGCAACCAAGCCUCCUCGUCCAACAUCGCCAAGCAUCCCCGCAAGAACCAGCAGUCGUAAUGUGAUGAGCAUGCGCCACUGGCAGUCCCAUGGCAAACCACUGCGGCGCCAGGCUUCAGACACCUCACACGACCGUGAGAGACCAAUGAAAUGGUCCAGUCAAGGUACCCAAACCCCACCCAGCACCCCCCCUCGCACUGCCUCCCCUGCCCCACCAGCAGGGUACAGCACUGCCCAGCACCACUAUACCUAUACCACCAACAUCUACCAGCAGAAAGAGGACAAGAAGGAAGAGGUGGUAGAGGAACCAGUGGCACCAGCCAAGGUGGAACCCAAGUCUGAAGAACCCCCACCACUCUCCAAAGAGCAAGCAGAAGCUAUUAAAAAGCGUCUUGAUGAACUGGAGAAGAGAUUGACGGACUCGGCCUCUCCGCCACCCGAACAGCCUGUCCAAGACUUUAAUACCUGGCAGACCAGUAGGACAUUUGAGUACAAGCCAAAGAAAGAAGUGCGUCCCAAGUCAGAUCUGGAGGAGGACAUGAUCUCACUGCGCCCAAUAGGCCCAGGACUACAGCCAGUGGAGCCAGACAGACCCCCCAGCAGACCCUCAACACCUGCUGGCUUUGUGGCCUCUCCAGUGGGAGCUACCCCACCCUUCCCAGUAUCCCCACAGACUCCAUACCAGAAUACAGUGGGCGGUGUGUAUACCAGGUCACCAUCUUAUCAGUUCCGUUAUAACACCAUCACCACUCCUCCCCACAACACUGGGCACGUACCGGUCAUUCCGGUCACUCCACCAGUCACUCACAUGGUCCAUAGAGGGCGCCAAAGACAUGUGUCUGAUCCGCUUUAUGCAACAAUCCCUGAUGACGUGUUCAGCUAUCCAGUGAGCCCAGUGCCUCCACAGCAGACAUUUACAAAGAAGGAGGUACGUAAGGUGCAACAUCAGUACCAGUUCCAAAAUGGCAUGCCUCCAGGUGGACCCCCAAUGGGAGGUCCAGUGCCUCCUAUGCUAAAGGGUCCAGAUGAUGUUGAUCACAUCAGCCUUAACCAAAUCAACAUGGCAGAAGUUGGGAGUAGCAACCACUCGCCAACAUCGGUGAGUCAAAUCCACCAGCUGGCACCACCAUCACCCUCUCCAGCACCGUUCCCCACUGGAACCCAGCAACGGUACCAAUAUGAAUAUCAUACUAAUAACCGCUCUCAGGGUGGCCAGAGUCCUCAGCCUGUGUCACCUUUCCCAAUGGGGCAAACCACCAUGCAAAGACAGGAGUAUCACACAGCUAACCGGUCCUUCAGUAGUGGGGGUGGUGUGAGUCCUCAACCCUUUCCCACUGGACAAAACACCAUGCAGCGCCAGGAGUACCAGUCCGCGUUUGCCAAUUCGCCACAGCCUGUGGUCACUUUUCCCCCAUCAGCACAGAACACAAUACAGCGACAUGAGUUUCAUAGUUCUCAGCAGGGCUUCAAUCAGCAACCACAACAGCAGCCUCCCUCCCCAGCACCUGGGUCCUUCCCCACUAUAAACAGACAGGGUGAUAUACAGUUACAGGUUCACCAUCAACAGCAGAUGUCGCCAGUACAGCAACAACAACAGCAACAGUUUCAGCAGCAGCAGCAACAGCAGUUUCAUACUGAGCGCAGACAACAGUACCACACAGAGAACAGAAGUUUUCACCAAGGAGGUCAGGAGAACGGAAUGAAUACCAUGCCACCUGGUGGACUGCUGCAAGUUGACACCAGGCAGCAGCACAUGUCCUCCACCAUGCCAAGAAGUGCCUCUGCCAUGAGUGGAAGUCAAUUUUCUGGUCAUGAAAGCGGCAUGAAUACCAUGAGCAGUGCACACAGUCAAAUACAAGGAGGAAGUCAAUUCUCUGCUCAUGAAAGUGGCAUGAACACCAUGAACAGUCACAGUAGUCAGAUGCAUGGAGGUGGCACAAUGAGGAGUGGGAUGUCCACAAGUCAGUCUGGAUACAACAUGUCUCCACCCAUAGGCCAGAGCUCUCCCAACACACCCAGUGUCUACACAGGCUUCUCACGUAGGGGAAGUUUAUCAUCCAAUGCUUCAGAAAAUGUAUUUGACACAAUGCAUCACACACCAAAGUUUGUAAGGGAUACUUCCAAGUUUUGGUACAAGCCCCACAUUUCAAGGGAAGACGCCAUCAACCUGUUGAAGGACAAACCCCCUGGCACUUUCGUAGUUCGUGAUAGUAAUUCUUUUCCCGGAGCUUUUGGCUUAGCAGUCAAGGUUGCCCAGCUACCUCCAAAUGUACAGGCAAAGACAGGAGAUGCAAGUGAGUUAGUACGCCACUUCCUUAUCGAACCAACACCAAAGGGCGUAAGGUUAAAGGGAUGUAGCAAUGAACCAGUGUUUGGCAGCCUUGCAGCUUUAGUGUACCAGCACUCCAUUACUCCACUAGCCCUCCCAGUCAAGCUUGCCCUGCCUACGGAACAUGUCCUUGGACAAGAUCAAGUCGAUGUAGGCCCAGAGAGUCCAAUGAGUGAGGCAGCUCCUAGUUCAGCAUCGGCUUUACUAGCACAGGGAGCAGCUUGCAAUGUGCUCUUUAUCAACACAGUGGACACAGAGUCCCUGACUGGCCCCCAAGCUGUGUCCAAGGCAGUGAAGAUGACCUUCAGUAUGGAGCCCCCUCCUAAGUCCACAGUCGUCCACUUCAAGGUCAAUAACCAAGGCAUCACCCUGACUGAUAACCACAGGAAAUUGUUCUUCCGUCGCCAUUACCCUGUUGGUAGUGUCACAUUUUGUGGAAUGGACCCAGAAGACAGAAGGUGGAGUGCAACCCAAGAGAAGACAGGUGCCCCCAUGAAUGCAAGAAUCUUUGGGUUUGUAGCUCGUAAACAAGGCAGUACAACAGAAAAUUCUUGCCACCUAUUUGCUGAGAUUGAUCCAGACCAGCCUGCAACAGCCAUUGCCAACUUUGUAACAAAGGUUAUGCUUGGUCAAACCAGAAGAUAAAAUGAGACGACAAGCCUGACUGGAUUGUCAGUAGCAUUUAUCAGUAACAACAUACAUUAUUGGAUGAAAUGUGACUUUAGACAGAAAGUAUUGAAUGAACUUAGACCAAAGUCAAAUUGAGACAAAUUGUUUAAUCUAGAGUUUGACAAUUGAUGGCAGGGAAUGGAAUACAUAAUCACUCAUCGAAAGAAAAAAAAAUUGCUGUGAUGGAUGAAACCAAAUGGGUUUGUGAUAAACUGAUAUUUAGACAUAUCAUCUGGAUAUCAGCCAUGCUGUUUAGAAUAUUGGUGGAAGAAAUUUUGAGGGAGAAAAAGAUUUGGGUGCAAGCUGUCAACGAGGUUGAUAUGGCGGCAGUAGAGGGCCGUCUUCGUAUCAGUGCCAUAAAUUCCUGAGGGACAAAUCAAAAUAAGAAAAAUGAAAGCAAAAACAAGUAUCAUAUUAAAUAACAUACAGCAUAUCUUGUAUGGAUUAACAUUGGUUGGGUAUUGUACACUGUACAUUAGGCUCUUAAUCAUGAAAAGGCAAAGGUAACCUGAUUUGUCAUAUCUUAUUGAAAUAUUUAAUCGAUUUAACAGUGUAUUAGCACUGGAAAUGUUUUUAAGUACUCUGUAAUCUGAUCACCUUUGGUGAUGUAUAGAUACUGAUGUGGAAGUACUGGGUUAUUUCCCAGAGAUCGUGUUUUUAAUCAGUUAACAAUGUAUUAUUUGACCAUUAGACUAAGUAAUAUUUAGGGUAGGACAGUAUUUAUGUAACAGUAACACUUUUCCACCCAGAAUUAUGAUUGAUAACAACCCCAUGUCUAGUCAUCUAUAGGUAAAAAAGUUCACUCUGUAUAUAGGUUGUUGACCUCGAUAAUGUAGGUCGUUGACCUUUGUACAAAAAAAGGUCAUCAAAACUGUAAUUAAAGGUGCUGUGGAUGGCUGAAGUAAGGUGGUAAACUCAAACAAUUUUCAAGGCAGUUUGGAAACAAAUAUAAUGCGGAGAAAUGCAGCCCAACUUGGGGGGAGGGGGGCGGGGUCUAGUCUUUAUGGAUAAAUUGCAUUUAAUUACCAUUUUAAAGUAGAAGCUGCCAGAUUAUUGAGAAAUCUCAUGGUUAUUAUGUUAAGCUGGAUAUAUGUUUAUAAACAUGGAAAAUUUGGUGUCAUAGUGACUGCCCACUCAAUGUCCUUCAUAACAGACAUUAAAUGGGGACGAUUUGAACUGCCCACAGUGCAGCGCCCCCUUCUGUCGGUGGUGGCAGCCAUGUUGGCUGGUUCGUAUAGCGGGUAUUUGUAGCUUAAUAUAUGCUACUUCAGCUUUCAGUUCAUUAUAAAUAGCAUCAUAGGAGACAUAUUUUGUAAUACUUCGUGUUGAACUUGGAAACUCACAUUAUCAUAAUUAUUGCUAUUACCUUAUUAUUCUAUUUUGUAUAUCAGGUAUCAGUUUAUACACAUAUUAACCUUGUAGCCCAUAGCUCCCUUUCUUCAAAUAUAUCACUGGCUUUUCUUGGAAUAAGACAUACUGACACCUGGUGGUUGUAAAGUUAUGUUGCUCACUGAUAUUUUUAGUUUUGUUUUUUGGACCCUAUAACCUUGGUCCCCUCCAUAUCAAAGAAUGUCAAGUAGACCAGUUAUAUUUUGCUGAAAGGCACGGCAUAUCGCUUCUAUAUAUUUUAUCAUGCCAAUAUUUAUUGUGUACAUCAAUACACAGUCUUGAGAUAUAUUUGCCUUUUGAAGGGAUUGUUAAAGUCUGGUAUAUAUGAAUAUAUAUUAUUGCAUUUUUUUUCAGCAAUAAAAUAUUUGUAAUCUAGGA